AUGAGCUCCUACUUUGUCAACCCGCUGUACGCCAAGUACAAGGCGGCGGCGGCUGCGGCGGCGGCGGGCGAGCCCCUGGGCCCGCGUACUACGACUGCCCCUUUGCGCCCAGAGCUAAGCGGCCGCCACGCCGCCGCCCUGCUCUACGGGACCAGCGCGGCGCUGCGGGGCUUCCAGCCGCACCCCGGGCCCGGCGGCGGGGGCCCAGACUAUUACCUGCCGGCCGGGGGGAGCCCCGCGGCUGCCUACCAGCCGCCUCCUCCCCCUGCGCCCGCGCCGCCUCCUCCUGCCCCCUGCGGCGGGAUUACCUGUCACGGGGAGCCCGCGAAAUUUUACGGAUACGAUAAUUUACAGAGACAGCAGCUUUUUACGACCCAGCAAGAGGCCGAGCUGGUACAAUAUCCUGACUGUAAAUCGUCCAGUGCUAAUAUUGGCGAGGAACCAGACCACUUAAAUCAGAGCUCGUCUCCCGCUCCAAUGUUCCCCUGGAUGAGACCGCAAGCAGCGCCUGGUAGGAGGAGAGGAAGACAAACAUACAGUCGUUUCCAGACGCUAGAGCUGGAAAAGGAAUUUCUGUUUAACCCUUAUCUGACACGGAAGAGAAGGAUUGAGGUAUCCCACGCGCUAGGACUCACCGAGAGGCAGGUAAAGAUCUGGUUUCAGAACAGAAGGAUGAAAUGGAAAAAAGAAAACAACAAGGACAAAUUCCCAGCUUCCAGGCAGGAGGGAAAGGAAGGGGAGGCCAAAAAGGAAGCACAUGAUCUGGAAGAAGACAGAGUUGAAGGCCAGACGAAUUAAGUUUGGCUUUUAAACGUUAAUAAAAGAUUAUUGGAAAUAACGAUCCACAUAUGCUGGGAAACACGGUCGGUUUUCUUUGUUGCAAAGGUCCUUUCGUGUGUUUCAAAUUAUCCUAUGUCAUUGGCUUGACGUUUCUGAGCUUUGUGUUUUGUGGUUUUGUUUUUACUGUAUCAGGCACAAUCUCUAACUCACAUACUCUUAUUUACAUGGAAAUUUGAUACCGAAUUUGUAGCAAUAUAUUUUUAUUGUAAUUUUCCAAUGUUUAAAAGAUGGUGAUUACUGUCAACGACAUAAACUUCCUAAUGAUAAGUACCAAUAAGCGAGACAUAAAAUGCUUUAUUAAUCAGAACAAGUGCAC
Messenger RNA from Chelonoidis abingdonii (Abingdon island giant tortoise), 1156 nucleotides. RefSeq names its product homeobox D8 (gene HOXD8). Gene Ontology annotation, molecular function: RNA polymerase II transcription regulatory region sequence-specific DNA binding; DNA-binding transcription factor activity, RNA polymerase II-specific. Gene Ontology annotation, biological process: regulation of transcription by RNA polymerase II. Gene Ontology annotation, cellular component: nucleus. Lineage: Eukaryota; Metazoa; Chordata; Testudines; Testudinidae. The record is from RefSeq and is a predicted model, not a curated record.